GCCAGGACCGUCCAAAGCACCGAGCGGCGCGAUGUAGACUUGCGACAACUGCUGCGGACGGCCACGGUCGCCCACUGUCAUUGGUACAACCCACGGGCCAACCCGCGCCGCCGCAAUGCAACACCGCUCGACGUUCGGGUGACCAUUGCCGGCCACGACAUUGUGUGGCCCAUGCCACGUGACCAAGUGCAAUCACUCACGGCGCUGUACCCAGGUACACCCGUACUGCUGCCAUCAAACAUUGUGGACUUUCGUGAUGCCCCCCUCGACGAUUCCAUUUUGCGCGAAAUCCUAGCACCACUGCAGCCGCAGCCACACGCCUGUACCUACGAGUUGGUCCAUCUCGCGAUCGAUAUCGUUGGCAAUUCAUCAGCAAUCGUGCCGUCAUCUCCACCGCCCAAUACCUUUGGAACACUCGUCUAUUUUUUCCCGUCUGACUGCACCGGUGGCGCGAUAACCAUUUCAUAUGGCAGUGACCAGUUGAUCGUCGCUGCACCCUCGAAUGGCGACUACAUGGCGCUCUACAAUACAGCGACUGUGUCAGUUGCGCCGAUCGACGCCGGCCACCGCAUCGUUGCCGUGUACCACCUCAUGUACACAGAAGGAAGACCCACGCUACG
Saprolegnia diclina VS20 is the source of this 620-nucleotide messenger RNA. RefSeq lists its product as hypothetical. The annotation marks the transcript as partial. The record is from RefSeq and is a predicted model, not a curated record. NCBI's taxonomy places the organism in Eukaryota, Oomycota, Saprolegniomycetes, Saprolegniales, Saprolegniaceae. The transcript has a single exon.